Molecule: messenger RNA, 3126 nt
Organism: Labrus bergylta (ballan wrasse)
Lineage: Eukaryota; Metazoa; Chordata; Actinopteri; Labriformes; Labridae
Gene: necap1
Product: NECAP endocytosis associated 1
Biological process (GO): endocytosis
Cellular component (GO): membrane; clathrin vesicle coat
Source: RefSeq, a predicted model, not a curated record
ACACAGUGUAUUACGGUCACACAGCCGUGGCCCGUUAAAGCCGCACGGACACACACCGUCGUCGUCGUCGUCACCACCACCACCGGCGUGCAACGACUUGAGCAUAGAGUCAAGAUGGCGACCGAGGGUCAGUACGAGUCGAUCCUCUGUGUCAAACCCGAGGUCAACGUUUACCGAAUCCCACCGAGAGCAUCCAACCGGGCUAUCAGAGCGGCCGAUUGGAAGCUAGAUGCUCCUGACUGGACGGGACGUAUGCGUGUGACGGCCCUGGGCAAAGUGGCCUACGUGAAAUUGGAAGACAAAAUAUCUGGGGAGCUGUUUGCCCAAGCACCGCUGGAGGAGUACCCUGGCAUUGCGAUGGAAACAGUCAGUGACUCAAGCCGAUACUUUGUGCUCCGCAUCCAGGAUGACAAUGGCCGCAGUGCGUUCAUUGGCAUUGGAUUUGGAGACCGAGGCGAUGCCUUCGACUUCAAUGUUGCACUUCAAGACCACUUCAAGUGGGUAAAGCAGGAUGAUGAAUUUACAAAGCAGGCACAGGCUCCAGACAACACUCCUAAACUGGACCUUGGCUUCAAAGAAGGACAGACAAUUACUCUCAAUAUUGGGCAAUCAAAGAAGAAGGACAGGUCUCGUCCACAGAGCUCAGGUGGCUUCGGGCUCCUUCCUCCUCCUCCUGGGGGCAAGAUAGCCCCUCCCCCUUCAUCGAGAUCUACCAAUCAUAACACACAACCACCUGCUGGAGGAAGUGACACUGGAUUUUUACUUGACCUGGACUCCAGUAACUCCAACUCAGCAGCUCCAUCCAACCCUGCCACCACAGCCAGCUCUGACCUGUGGGGAGACUUUGACUCUGUAUCCCCAAAGUGAGGAGAGAUGCAUUUAGUUUUUCUCUCCCUCUUGUUUCUCAGUAAAUGUAUGCAGCUAUUUUUGCUCUUUAAUUUCCCCAUUAUGGGGUCCUGUAUCUCUCUCUGCCAAGCAGGGUAACAUCCUGAACUAGUUAGGUUAGAUUUAAUUCCCAUCCUUGUGGCUUUUUAUUCCUAGCCAGAGAUACACACACACAAACCUCGCAGUCAAGUCUUAAUUCAAACAAUUUAGAACAACUAUUUUUUCCCCUCUUGCUGGCUGUUAAUCCUCUCUAGCUCUCUGGUUUCUUUCUUUCUGUUUGAAUUCUGCCUUUGCCCUUUUUCUCCUCCUCUGUGUUUCAUUAGCACAUUUCUAAAGUAGACUACACAACAUAGACACAUGAUCAAAGGAGAGGAAUUCAGAAACAUCUGAUAAGGUAUAUCUAAAUAUAAUAACAAAUGCAUUUUAUGUACAGAGAAUAUUUAUUUUAAAUGUAUAUAAUAGUUGGUCAUUGUUGUGUACAUGUUGUCACCUGUACUGUAUUGUAGCUUAUCGCUCUCCAAGUCCCCAUCAGUGGGUCUGACAUUAUGCACUGACUGGCAGUGUAGUCUGUCUACAUAGUUAUUAAUGCAUAGAGUCUGCAUUUAAGGCAGGGAUUAUUCAAAUCUAAAACUCUGUCUGAAGUCAAGUUUACCACUGAAUGAUGAAGAAUCCUGUUAAGCUGUGGCUGAUUUGCAAUAUAGAUAUGUACAGUGCUCUCUACUGGGCUGUUUUGGAACUACCGCACUGUUAUUUUAGUGAGAUGUCAAAUUGGGGCCGUAGUUGUUGGAACGCAAUGUCUCUCUGGGAAUGGUUCCUUGGCAUCUUCACAUUGUUUCAACUGUAAAUCAGUACAAAUAGACAGGGAAGUAGGACGGUAGGAUCUUACAGUGUGCUAGCAGGAGAAAGUGCUUUUAUCUUGGUCUCAAAGGGAAACAGAGUAUUUAGUACAUGUUAUAUCAUCUCUACUCAGCACAGCUGUCAAAGCUGUGACUGGUGAGUCAUUUCGGUCAUGACCUCCGUCCUGCUCAAUGAAUUAGUCUGUGUAAGUGCACCAUCCAAUCAGUACAGGGAGAUACGAAAGCGAUUACGCUGUUUGUUUUUUUCUUAAUGCUGAUAUCUCAAGAUUUCAAGUUAAUAAUGUUGUCAUAACAAGAUAAAAUGAUAGUUAGAUUGCUAUCAUGAGAAAACAAAUAUUCUCAAAAGUUUAUUAGAGAUCAAGGGUGCAUGGAUAGCUUGUUGGCAGAUGUAACAACCGGUUUGAGUUGAGGGAGCGCCCAAUAUUUACCAACCUACCAAAUUGUAUUUUAAUCAAUUUGUAACUGAGGCAGAAAUUGUAUUGAGACUUAAUCACCACAUCAUCGGAAACUUCACUGGCAAGUGCACCAGACAAAAUAUUGGUGACACAAGACCUGAUCAAUAGAUAAGCUAUCAUGGAUUCAGCCUUAUGUACACUUGAGAUAAACUUGAUGAAUAAAACGUCAUUAAAAAAAAUGAUGCUUGGGGAUAAACAUUAACUAGUGAUCUCAAGAUACCGGCAUUGAAAACAUUAAUUUCAAUGGGGACCGAGCUUGGUGUCAGAAGAGGAUGAUCAGGUCGUAAACUUCAACUGGAGCAUGAUGUACUGUACAAACUAGUUCUAACUGUGAACCUAAUUCCGUGUUACGUUGUUUCUGGUAUUCUGACUCAGAGCCAUUCAACAUGAGACCAAGCUAUUCUGUGUUUGACGCAGUGUUUUGUUGUGAUAUUACGCUCUGAAAGGAGGGGGAUCAUGCUGCGUUGAUAUCACAUGCACGUAUGUUGUGAUGGACGACAGUGUGUGUGAUGAUAGAUAUUGUCUGGAUCAUCAUUUCUGUAACAUUUCAAGCCAAAAUGAUCAACUGGUUAAAAUGGUAAAAGUUGUUUCUUUUCUUCUUUGUUUAUGAUAUUUAAAAAAAAAAAAAAAAGUCCAAUUAAAAGACAUCACUUAGGGCUUUGAGAUAUUUCGAUGAUCCAUGUUCAAAUUUUCGACUGACAGUAAUUGUGUAACAGGGAUCAAUCAGCCAUGAAAUACAUUAAAAAGAUGGAGCCCUCGAAGACAGAAAUAGUGUGAGUGUAAAGCCUGAACAAUGUGUCAGUGUUUGUUUACAGUUUGAUUAUAUAUAUCCCUCCCAAAUGUUACUUGUUAUUCAAAAUGUAUAUGUGUAUGGAAAUGUAUAUGGUAAAUGAAUAUGCAAAGAAAAACAUAAAGAUAUCACUCCAUGA